This is a messenger RNA of Megalopta genalis, 1900 nucleotides long. It is a transcript of the gene aph-1, whose product is annotated as gamma-secretase subunit Aph-1. The record is from RefSeq and is a predicted model, not a curated record. NCBI's taxonomy places the organism in Eukaryota, Metazoa, Arthropoda, Insecta, Hymenoptera, Halictidae. Gene Ontology annotation, cellular component: membrane. Gene Ontology annotation, biological process: protein processing; positive regulation of catalytic activity.
AGAGAGACAUGCGCAGGAGAAAUUUGUUUCGAAAGGCUGAGUCGCUUCUUUAAUGGUUGUUCAUGCUGUGCUAUCGAUACAUCGAAUCGAGACCUUGUGUCGAGAGUUUACACAUCUCCGAAGUUGUGCCAAGUGAUUUCAUCAUUGACGUGAUUCAUUCAAGCCCGGAUUGUAUUAAUGUCAUUUUUUAAUCGUUCAGAUGAGUAUAGAUAAUAAAUGUAUUUGUCAAACAGUACCGUAGAAGCCGCGUAAAGGCUUCAGAGGGUUAUGAAUAUUUAGUAUUCAAAGAAAAGCUAUUACGGUGUGAUAAUAAAUAAGAGAAAGUGAAGUAACCACUAACCACAACAAAAAUGACAGUUAUGGAUUUUUUUGGUUGUGCCUUCCUGGCUUUUGGUCCUCCGCUGGCCAUGUUUACCUUUACCGUUGCGACUGAACCUAUUCGUAUUAUUAUACUGAUUGCCAGUGCCUUUUUUUGGUUCAUUUCAUUAUUAUUGUCGUCGGUGCUUUGGUACGCUGUAGUGCCGUUACAGAACCAGUUGGCAUUCGGAUUGGUUUUCUCUGUACUAUUUCAAGAAGCGUUCAGGUAUCUUUUAUAUUGGGUACUGAGGAAAGCUGAAAGAGGCUUAGAAAAAAUAACAACAACACCUGUAGCGGAAAGCAGACAUGUGUUUGCAUAUGUAUGUGGUUUAGGUUUUGGUAUAAUGAGCGGUGCCUUUGCCCUGGUCAAUGUCCUGGCAGAUUCAGUUGGGCCUGGAACAAUGGGACUUAAACAAGGCACAGAAUACUUUUUUAUAAUAUCGGCUGCCACAACCCUGUGCUUUAUCCUGCUGCAUACAUUCUGGGGUGUGAUAUUUUUCUCUGCACUGGACAGGAAGAAUUGGGGACAAAUCGUUUGGGUUGUUGGCUCACAUUUGUUCGUCUCGGGCAUGACCCUGUUCAAUGUGUACCAACUUUACAUGGCUAGCCUGUUAUCUGCAUAUGGAAUUUUAAUGGUAACAACUUCACUGGCAUUCAAAGUGGCUGGUGGUAGAGUUCAAAGUAUAACUCAUUGUAUUACAAGAAAAUGAAAGUGCGAAUAAGUGGGUGUGAAUCGACAGAAAUGAACAUUGCGGAAUGACAAUUUCAUUUUUUUUCCUUAAGUAUUAGUCUAUGAAAGUUGUUCAAUACUUUAAUAUACACUGAUUGUGAAAUUGUACGACAUUAACUUAGUAAACUAUACCUUAUUUUUUUAUACCAUUGAUCAAGCCAAUAUUUUCAGAGAUAUGCAUUGGUGAAAAUUUAAAAGGUAUUCAAAUUCAAAGAACUCUCAUACUUGACCAAAAUCUGUAGAAAAUCCAUUACGCGUGGCACUAUUAUUCGUUACAUAAAGUUUUAAAGUUUUUCACGUUUUUAAAAGCAUGUGGUUUGAUCCCGUUUAAAAAAAAAAUGAUUAUUUGCAUCGUGUCUGUAAUACGUUCUAGCACAGAAUGCUUUGGUCAAGCUGCUAGUCCGUCCCGUUUAACCGAUCGAACCAAAUGUAUCGUCAAAAUAAUAUAAUAUUCGCGAACGUAGUUGUAUCGCAGUUUACAGUACACAGGGAAAAAAGAUUUACAGUUAGCGUGAAUGUACAUACGUAAGAAUGAGAUGUGCAUAUUGUACAUGUUAAAUCCGGCAAGGGAGAGAGUAGUUAUUGUAACAGUUCGAGUUUUACGAUUAACAGUGAACAAGAGUAUACACUUGACGAUAAUAUGUAAGGAAUUGUUCAUUAGUUUUUGUAUAUACGAAGAUCCAUUGUACUUUUAGGCGUUUACUACACAUCCAUAUAUUUGGCAUUCCGUUUCACUUACCAUUUCACGAUGGUUUAUUACUCGAUUCGUAUUACAUUUCGUAUGUCAUUCAAAUAAAAAACAUUUUUGUGAAA